This is a messenger RNA of Cercopithifilaria johnstoni, 1578 nucleotides long. NCBI's taxonomy places the organism in Eukaryota, Metazoa, Nematoda, Chromadorea, Rhabditida, Onchocercidae. The record is from the annotation of a GenBank genome assembly.
AUGAGUAGCGCUGCUGACGAUGGCGCCGAUGAAGUGAAGGUAUUCCGCAGGAAUGAUGCGGAUGACGUGGAAACGGCGCAGUCGUCGCAUCAGUUAACAGAGGACAAAAAAGAUGUGGCCCUGGAGACAGAACUAGAAACAAGGACGCCAUCAUCCUCUAUUAUCGGUUCGAAGCCUGGUGCUUUCGUGAAGCCAUCGCCGACUUUUCCAGCUUUUUCAGCUGCCACUCUUUCUCCAACUUAUGGGCCACUGCCACUGUUUUAUCCGUUCUUCCUACCGGUGAGACCAAGAGCUACGACAUUGACUACAUCGCAAGUGAUUGCUGUAGUAGUUAGCGAAGUGAUUGAUUGUAAUAAUGGUGGCGUCAUGUUAUUCAAUAUAUUACCAUCUUCGCAUAUCGGAAAAGAUUUGGAACUUGAUUUAAGUCUUACUAUCUUGAAAUUGAGAAUUAGUGAUGAGGGAAGAAUGGGCGUUAUUGAAAAUGGUGUGGAUCUUCGUAUAAAGGUUUGUGAACUUCAGAAUCAGGCUCCGUAUGGUUUGCCGUUCGGAAGAAUGCCGAGCGGACCGAUGGAUGCUCGUUCAAUGUCACCGACCUAUGCGGCAUUCGUCAUGCAGCAGGCAGCUCAGACUAUGUCACCGACCUUUGAAAUGUAUAGGAAUUUCCCUUUUGGACCUGCUUCUCCAAGUUCCCUAUUCCAGGGUAGUGGAGUGGGUGCGGCUACCCCCAAGGGUAACCCGUUGGCGGCAGCUACAAUGAUGCGCAAUAUGCAGAAUGCGGCUGCAGCGGCCGCAACAUCUCCGCAUCCACUGAAUUCAAUAAACCAAAUGCGAUUACCUCAGAUGGGUUCACCGAUCACCUCCAUGGCCAGUAACUUAGCGCAGCAACCGAGCAGUAAUUCACGUGGCAACAGUAACAGUACCAAGACUGUGAAGAACGAAAGCAAGCCGCCUAAAGUUAAGGAACAGCAUAUCAAAAAACCAUUGAAUGCAUUUAUGUGGUUCAUGAAGGAAAAUAGGCCUAAAUUGAUGGAAGAACUAGACUAUAAAGAAAGACAAAGUGCUGAAUUGAACAAGGAACUUGGUAGGAGAUGGCACGAUUUACCAAAAGAAGAACAACAAAGGUAUUAUGAGCUUGCUAAGACAGAUCGCGAACAGCAUAUGCAGAAGUAUCCUGGGUGGUCGGCUCGUGAAAAUUAUGCCAUCAAUAAGAAGAAAAAGCGGAAACGUGACAAAUCUGUUGAAUUUGCAGAUAAUGGCGAACAAAAGAAAUGCCGGGCUCGAUUUGGUGUUGUAAAUCAGGAUCAAUGGUGCAAGCACUGUAAGAGGAAAAAGAGAUGCCUUUGGUAUCGAGAGGCGUCUUCACCAGUUGGUGUGGUUUCCUCGACAACGCCAGGAACCCCUGGUACUCCGUCUUCAUUGUCUGGACCAGCUGCGGGUGGUGCAUUGAGCGGUCGUGAUACUGAUUCAGAGAAUGAUAUGGACGCUGCUGCUGCUGCCGCCGCCGCUGCUGAAAGAUCUCGGUCAAUGUUAAACCAGGUACCGAACGAGCAGCAGACCACUCCUCUUAUUUGCCAGUAG